GAUGUCAUACAUUUUGUCAAAACUCAAACUCAAAUCACAAAUAGAAAAUAAACGACUAUUUUCGGUACUCGAAUUGAAAUUGCAUUUCUGUAACUAAGCUGGGAUUUUACCGUUUUAAAUAACAUAGUUUCACAUAUUUGAUUUCUUAAAAUCUACCUACAUUUAAAUAAUAGUUUUAAGAAUGUCAAGCUUAAAAAAGGGAGUCCGAGAGAGUGAUUUACUUGACCAGAAUCAUGAAUUGGUUCAGGCAGUUCAGAAUUGGAAGAUGGUUGCUGGAGAAAAAGAAAAGCAUAUAUUAAAGCUAACAAAAGAGGCUAAUGACUUAAAAAUUCAAAUGAGCAUACUAAGGAAUAAAGGUUGUGCUUGUGCACGAAAACUAGAAACUGCUGUGCAAAAAAUUGGCGAAACAGCAUUAUCGCAUUUAGUCCAAGGAUCAAAUGCUGUAGCAAGUAUAAUCGAGCUUAUUAAAAACUAUAUGAGAGAGAGAGAAGAGCUAGAAAUCUCUUCACGCCAGCCUCUAAUAGACAGCACUCCAAAUACUGAAAGAGUGCAAAGAGUUCCUCCUUUAAUGCUGGAAGGAAAAUCUAUACAGCCUGUAGUAUCAUUAAGUCGUGCAAUGUUACCUGAUAAUAGUUUGAUAGGAAGUAAUGGGUCAAAUGAAAAUUACAAUAGACAAGAUAGACCCUUGCCAAUGCGGAUAUUUCCAGAAGUAUACAUACCGCUUACAAGGAUUGAUGUCAAUAUGACUCCUCCUGAUAUAGAAAAUAAUCAAGACACUAGUGUGGAAGACAUGGGAUUAGAUGAAGAAAAUGGUGAGUUAUCUGAAGAAGAGGAUGGUCCAAACACCCCGACAGAUGAUCACAGAGAAAAAUUAAGCGUUCUUCUAGAAGAAUCUGAAGAAAGCAGAACACCAUCAAUAGCAGAUCCAUUGGAAGGCCCUAGCCGGUUACUUGACACUCCCAAUUUUAAUGGCCCGAUCAUAGAUCAGUCUACGCGUGAAUUUACGCCCACAAUGCGCCGGCGCAAACGCAUUUCCUCACCGCGUGCCGUGGAAUUAUCGCCUAUACUCAUACCCCGUCAUGUUAUACCGAGGCAUAAGACGCAUGGUCGUAUUCUAAAGGUUCUAGUUGCAAAAAUGCGAUUUGAAGACGAUAAUGCGGGGGUGUCUCCUGCAAAGAAAGAGAAGAUAGAGGCAAGAAAGUCAGAUAAAAUUGGAUCUUCACAGGAUAUAGAUACGAGCGAAAAAGCCAAUUCAUCUCAAGAUAAACCGCUCUCUCCGAGGCAUAAUGCCAAUUCACCACGUCAUAAAAGUGUCCCACCUUGGGAAAAGCCUGGCUCGUCCAAAGAUAAACACGUUUCGCCCUGGGCUAAUCGCGAGCCAUCCCGAGAUGGGUCACCCUGGGAAAAGCUGAGUUCAUCUCGAAAUGAAUGCAAUUCCCCCUGGCACAGAGCUGGUUCAGUUACAGAAAAAGCCAGUUCACCACAUCAUAAAAGUGUACCACCUUGGGAAAAGCCUGGCUCAUCCAAAGAUAAACACGUUUCGCCCUGGGAUAAUCGCGAGCCAUCCCGAGAUGGGUCACCCUGGGAAAAACGGAGUUCAUCUCGAAAUGAAUGCAAUUCCCCCUGGCACAGAGCUGGUUCAGCUAUAGAAAAAGCCAAUUCAUCGCUAGAAAAUGAUUGCAUGGCUGAAGUUUCAUCUCACUCGGCAGCGCAGGAAAGUGUACAAGGAAAUUCACCUAACCCACUAUUGAAAAAUAGACGUCAAAAAAGGACCGUGUCUCGAGAGCAUGAAAGUUCUGGCGAAAGUAGUCAAUCGAACUUAAGAAUACAGAAGGGUAUGCGAGAUAGGCGGAAGACAAAGGAUUCGCCGGGAAAGUUUCGCAAUGAUAUAUAUAGAUUUUCCAUUAAUUCUGAAAACAAUGAAGAUAGGCCAGAGUUUGAUGCGCCGAGCCCCAAUGGUGCGACGAACACUAGAGUCAUUGUGCAAGAAGCUCAAAUUAAAAUAGAGCCGGAAAGCCGUCCCGACAUUCGCACUGUUAAGCGGAAUACUAGUACGGAUACGGUCAGCGAAUGUAGCGAUGAUGUACCGGAGACAAGGUCAAGGCGGGUGCGAAAACCGGUUACGUAUAAGGAAAAUUUAAAAGGUAAACUUCGAAGGUGAUGAGAAGAUACUUUACCUUUAGACUGCAUUGUAAAUAUUAAUUGUCUAUUAGACCAAACGCUAUGUUUACGAUAAUUUGUUUAGUAAUCAAUUGCCAGUACUGAUCACUGUGUGAUAUAUUUAUUAUUAUGAAGUAUGUAAACUUCCUUCACGUAUUGUUGUAGUGACUGAUUAACUUAGGGAACGUACUUAAGCUAAAUUAUAAUUUAACAAGUAACAGUUAACAUUGCUUGUUUAGGUGUCCAUUUGAGUUCCAUGUAUUCAUAUUGUUAAGAACUAGGGGAUUUCAGAGUCAAAGUCAAAAAUAAUUUAUUCAUAUAG
Messenger RNA from Pieris rapae (cabbage white), 2482 nucleotides. RefSeq lists its product as uncharacterized. Bases 182 to 2161 code for a protein of 659 amino acids. The transcript has 11 exons. The record is from RefSeq and is a predicted model, not a curated record. NCBI's taxonomy places the organism in Eukaryota, Metazoa, Arthropoda, Insecta, Lepidoptera, Pieridae.